Molecule: messenger RNA, 820 nt
Organism: Anthonomus grandis grandis
Lineage: Eukaryota; Metazoa; Arthropoda; Insecta; Coleoptera; Curculionidae
Product: phosphomannomutase 2
Exons: 4
Coding region: 28-771 (247 amino acids)
Biological process (GO): GDP-mannose biosynthetic process; mannose metabolic process; protein N-linked glycosylation
Cellular component (GO): cytosol
Molecular function (GO): phosphomannomutase activity
Source: RefSeq, a predicted model, not a curated record
CAUUACUGAUACAAUUUAAAUUUUAAAAUGCCCGGGAAAAUUUUGUGCUUGUUUGAUGUGGAUGGUACACUUACCAAACCCAGGAAUAAUAUUGAUGCUUCUUUAGAAGAAUUUUUACAAAAAAAACUAAAAAACAAAUGCACCUUAGCAUUGGUUGGUGGCUCAGAUUUCAAAAAAAUUUCUGAGCAAAUGCUGGGAGAUGAUGUGAUUCAUAGAUACAACUAUGUGUUUACUGAAAAUGGAUUAGUAUGGUUCAAGAAUGGAAUUGAAGGAGAUCGACAAAAUAUUGUAAAACACAUGGGAGAAGAAAAUAUCCAGAAGUUUAUCAAUUAUUGUUUGGAAUAUCUUUCAAAAAUCACCCUACCAGUGAAAAGAGGUACUUUUGUCGAGUUCAGAUCGGGAAUGCUGAAUAUUUCACCCAUCGGUAGAUCCUGUUCUCAAUCAGAAAGAGAUCAGUUCGAAAAAUAUGAUAAAGAACACAAUAUUAGAGAAAAAAUGAUUGACGCUUUGAAAAAACAAUUUCCCGACAUUGGAUUUACUUAUAGCAUAGGGGGGCAGAUAAGUUUUGAUGUUUUUCCUAAUGGCUGGGACAAAACCUUUUGCUUGAGAUAUCUUGAAAAUGAAGGCUUUGAUGAAAUACACUUCUUUGGUGACAAGACUAGCGCAGGAGGUAAUGACUUUGAAAUUUUCAAUGAUAGUAGGACUGUUGGCCACACUGUAACUAGUCCAGAGGAUACCAGAAAACAACUUGAAAAAAUGUUUAAUUUAUAGUAAUAUUUAUGUAGAUUUUCAAAACACUUAUUAUAUAUAAAUAUUUGGA